Molecule: messenger RNA, 831 nt
Organism: Recurvomyces mirabilis
Lineage: Eukaryota; Fungi; Ascomycota; Dothideomycetes; Mycosphaerellales; Teratosphaeriaceae
Exons: 3
Coding region: 1-831 (276 amino acids)
Biological process (GO): phospholipid metabolic process
Molecular function (GO): phosphatidate phosphatase activity
Source: RefSeq, a predicted model, not a curated record
AUGAUGCUCCUCAUGCAAAUCAAAGUCCGCUCCUUCCACGACCUGAACAAUGCCCUCUUCGGCCUCUUCUUCGCUCUCGCAACCACGGCCGUCAUUUAUUCGGUCCUGAAAUGGUUCGUAGGUGGUCUACGACCUCACUUCUACGCUGUCUGCCAGCCGCGAGCCAGCGCGAUACUUGAAGCACAAGCUGCCGAGCGAUUGAUGUGGUUCGACGUUUCCGUUUGCACGAACCGGGACAAGAGAGCUAUCGUAGAAGCCAUGCAAUCGUUUCCAUCCGGGCACACGGCAGCCAGUUUCGCCGUCGCGGUCUACACAACACUGUACUUCAACGCAAAACUCAAGAUCUGGUCCGACAGCCGUGCGAUCCAUUGGAAAUUAGUACUUUUCUGUUUACCAAUACUCGGAGCGGUCAUGAUUGGAUCGAGCAUGAUAAUCGAUGGGUCACAUCACUGGUAUGAUGUUCUUGCUGGUGCGGCUUUGUCAGUUUCAACAACAGUCAACAUGACCGUCUACGAGCUCCGGAUCUACACAACCCUCCCCGGCCGCAUGCCCAACCUCCUCGCCCGCUUUCAAGAUCACACCCUCAAAAUCUGGGAGAAACACGGCAUCCAGCAAGUCGGAUUCUGGAACACCCUCGUCGGCCCUGACGCCAACGAACUGACUUAUAUCCUCAAAUGGGACUCCCUAGCCGAUCGCGAGAAGAAGUGGAAUGCCUUUUUCGUCGACCCUGAAUGGGUGCAGGCUCGAGCGGACAGUGAGAAGGAUGGUGCGAUCAAUGCUAAGGUGUCAAGCUCGUUUCUGACGCCGACGAAAUUCUCGGCUUUGCAGUAG